AUGAUGUUCAGCAGCCUGCCCACCGAGCAGCACUCUCAUCAUCCACAUCAGCAUCCCCAUCAUCAUCAUCAUCAUCACCAUCAUCAGGAGCAGCAGCACAGCCAGGACAUGCAGUCACCGGUUAGCUCACCGGAGCUGAUCGAUCCCCGUUACGGCCACAUGCGCAUUCCGGCGUCCUCCUCCUCCAGUCGCAUCCUGUACGAUGUCCCGUGCAAGGUGUGCCGGGAUCACAGCUCCGGCAAACACUACGGCAUUUACGCGUGCGACGGUUGUGCCGGGUUUUUCAAGCGUUCGAUCCGCCGGAGCCGCCAGUACGUGUGCAAAUCGAAGGCGGACGGGCCGUGCGUGGUGGACAAAACGCACCGGAACCAGUGCCGGGCGUGCCGGCUGAAACGGUGCUUCGAGGUCGGCAUGAACAAGGAUGCGGUGCAGCACGAGCGGGGCCCCCGCAACUCGACACUGCGCAAACAGAUGGCCCUGUUCAUUGCGAAGGAUUCACCACUGCGCCACGAUAUGAUGAUGACACCGGGGGCGGCGGCGGCGGCGGCCGCAGCGGCCGCAGCGGCAGCCGCAGCGGCAGCCGCAGCGAUGUCAAUCCCAGCGCAUGCCGGCCACACGGCGCCAGCAUCAUCCGGUGCGGCCGGGCUGGAUCUUUCGAUCGCACGGAACCCGUUUCUCACGCCACCGCCCGCCCCUUAUCCGCCGCUCGGGAUGGCGCAACCGUUCCUGCCCGGUCACCACCAUCCCGGGCACCUCCAGCAUCAUCACCAUCACCACCCACUGGUAGCGGUUGAUGCGAUCCGUGAAUCCGCCGCCCAGCUCCUGUUUAUGAAUGUAAACUUCCUGAAAAGUCUCGCCCCGUUCGUGCAGCUCCCGAUGGCCGAUCAGCUGGUGCUGUUUGAGGAGUCGUGGCGUGAGCUGUUCAUACUUGCCGUCGCCCAGUACCUGGCGCCGGUCAACUUUGGUCAGCUGCUGAUCGCCUACGAGUACCUGCAUGCCGGUGCCGGGCAUCGGGCCGAGCUGGUGGGCACUGUGCCGACGGCCCCUGUGGCGCCAGCGACGCCAGCGACGCCAGCGACGCCAGCGACCCCAGCGCCAGCCACCGGAACACCCGGCCCGGCCCUUACCGAGUUCUUGCUCAAGGAGGUGGACAUUUUCCAGGAAAUACUGGCCCAACUGGCGGCCCUGCGGGUCGAUGCGAACGAGUACGUCUAUCUCCGUGCGAUCGCCCUCUACAAGACGGAGUUUGACGGGGAGACGAGCAUGUCGAGCGUUUCGAGCGAUGGUUCCGAUGUGACCAACUCGACCGGUGGCACCACGGGCAGCACCGGCAGUGUACGGUCGAUCGGGGAGCUCGGCACGGUCCGGACGCUCGAGGAGAGUGCCCGGGACGCACUGGCGGCGUACAUCCAGACGUGCCGGCCGGGCCCAUCGAACAGUCGGUACCGGGCGUUGACGCAGCUGCUGCCGCUCAUGCGCAACGUGUCGUCCUACACGAUCGAGGAGCUGUUCUUCCGGCGUAACAUUGGACCGGCACCACUGCUCAAGCUGUUGCUCGAUUUCUAUCGUCAAAAGUGA
Anopheles aquasalis is the source of this 1578-nucleotide messenger RNA. RefSeq names its product nuclear receptor subfamily 2 group E member tailless (gene tll). Lineage: Eukaryota; Metazoa; Arthropoda; Insecta; Diptera; Culicidae. Gene Ontology annotation, molecular function: DNA-binding transcription factor activity; zinc ion binding; sequence-specific DNA binding. Gene Ontology annotation, biological process: regulation of DNA-templated transcription. The record is from RefSeq and is a predicted model, not a curated record.